UCACGAAGUCGCGAAAGAGCAAACCGUUAGAGGCGCAGUGGUGGACAGUUGGUCUUGUCCCGUCACUAGAUCUUGAUGAUGAGUGAACAAAAUAUUCACAGGUAAGAUGGCUGCGCAGAAGCAGUUUCUGCUGGGAAUACUGGUGGGCCUGACCGUGGCUUUUGUGAUUUCCGUCGUUCAAAUGGAUCAACAAGUCCACCCGAUAUUCAUGGGCAGGCCGUCAGGCGAUGAGUUAUUUAUCGGCGAGGAAGCAUUCGAAAGGGAUGACCACGAAGCCUGGGACAGAAGCAUCGAAAGGCAUGGGCCCGGCAUCAUGCUGGAUAUCCACGAUGAACAUGCACAUCACGAUGACAUGUCGGAAGCGCGGCGGCUGGCGAAGGAGGUGCGCGUGCUGGUGUGGGUGAUGAUGUCGCCCAACAAUAUGCAGGACAAGGCGCGCGUGGUGCGCGACACGUGGGGCAAGCGCUGCAACAAGUUGCUCUUCUUCCGUUCCGAGACGGACGAGAACUUCCCCACCAUCGGCCUCAACGUCAGCGAGGGCCGCGAGCACGUGACGGCGGAGACAAAGAACGUUUUCCGGUACGUCUACGAGCACCACUUGGACGACGCCGACUGGUUCAUGAAGGUGGACGAUGACACGUACGUGAUAGUGGAGAACCUGCGCUACUUCCUGUCCAACGAAGACACGAGGGAGCCAGUGUGGUUUGGCCAUCACUUCAAGACCAUCGUCAAGCAGGGCUACUACAGCGGGGGCGGCGGCUACGUGUUGAGCAAGGAAGCGCUCAAGCGCUUAUACGAGAAAGGUUCUGACCCGAAAGUCUGUCGCCAAGAUGGCGGCGCGGAGGACGCAGAACUGGGCAGGUGCAUGGAGACGCUUGGGGUUCGAACCUCCAACACUUCUGACGUCAUGGGCCGUAGUCGCUUCCACUGCUUUGACCCCGAGACGUUCCUGUUUGGCGGCUAUCCCGAUUGGUACUACCAGUACGAUACCAACGGCGCCCGGAAGGGUAUCGGCACGAUGAGCGACUACUCCAUCACCUUCCACUACGUGUCACUUGAGAAGAUGCUGGUCUUGGAGUUCUACAUCUACCAUCUCAACGCGUACGGCAUCAUCAACGGCAGACAGAUGUUGAACAGAGCUCCAUUCAAGAGCCAGAAAGUGUAUCCAACUAGGAUAUAGGACUCUUUGAGCCACAUAUAUAUAUAUACAACCUUUGACCUCAGAUCACCUGCCCCUUUCCCAGAAAGAAAGUGAUUUUGCAAGGAGGAUGUUUUCUGUUGCGGUAUAUGAGCGCUGCUAGACAAGACAGGCGUUGAGUGAAACUAGUGAGUGUCUUUCAAAGGUGUUAUUUGUGUCUACAAGGCUUUGCAUGUUUGGGAGGGUGAUUGUGAAUCAGUUUGCAACUACCCUCAGUCACCAAGAUAGGAGGGAGAGAAAGGCAGCGGAAGACGGAGUAAGUGUUGCGGUUUAUGUACUUACUUAGUUAACUGUGAGAACACAUGGGACGCCUGUCACCGGUCUUUUUACCUGGCUUAAAGACUAAGGGUUCGCCAGUGUUUUGGGGCUGCUUCAAAGUGUGUUACCUCAGUAUCACUACAUCGUCUACAUGCUAAUUAUACCUGUCGCUGUCGUCUUUCACAUGUUGAGCGUUGCGCGGGAUCUGCUUCACUGUCCCCUCACUUCUCAUUCCCCACCCCACCCCAUACCCUGUCUUCCACGUUGCAAUUUAAAGGUGUGUACUAUGUAUUUGUUGUGAAUUAUUCACACACCUCCUUAUUUAUCUUUCUCUUCGCACGAUAGUGUAGCCGUAUGGAAUCCGCACAAAAUUGUAAUGAGGGCAAAGGUGCAGGUAGGACGUUUGUUGAUGAUAGUAACGCAUUUUUUUUAAGACGUUUUAUCAUCUUCCCUUCUCCCCACCCUCCCACUUAGGAUUUGGUCAGCGUUAGGCUUAUCAUCCAUUACUCAUGCGCAGACGAAAAGGGGCAUGCGGGGUGGGACUCCCAGGAUCAGGUGACCCGUACCUGCAUCCGUUACAAAAGUACGUUUGUGUCUGGACUUCGUUAUUGUUUCAAUAAAUUGGUUAGUCUGACGAUCUCUCACCGUGAUAAAGCCUUAUUUCGCCCUCCUGUUUUCUUCCCUGUUUUCCUCAAGCUGGUGUCAUAUCGACGGUGUUCCUCCCUUCUGCCCAUGGCUAUUUCAUGCCAGCGCAUCCGCAAAAAAACACCUGGACGACAAUGUUAUGCCCUCGUGCGGGUGAGGGCUGGGGUGGUGGCUCUGGGGAGUAAAAAUGUGAGGAGAUGGGAUGUGGGUGAAUUAAUUUGUCAUUACUCUCACGUAAAUGGUUGUAAAAGCGUUCUUCACACUUUUAUUUCUCUUUGCAUGUUUGUCUUCCCUAACUUUUUUUCUUUUAAUGCAUUUACAGAUCUAGUAUAUUUUUCUUCUGUGCUCACUGAUAUUGACAAAUUGUAAAUGCAAACUUAAGAUAACUAA
This is a messenger RNA of Pomacea canaliculata, 2491 nucleotides long. Its product is annotated as glycoprotein-N-acetylgalactosamine 3-beta-galactosyltransferase 1-like. Bases 107 to 1180 code for a protein of 357 amino acids. The transcript has 7 exons. Gene Ontology annotation, molecular function: N-acetylgalactosaminide beta-1,3-galactosyltransferase activity. NCBI's taxonomy places the organism in Eukaryota, Metazoa, Mollusca, Gastropoda, Architaenioglossa, Ampullariidae. The record is from RefSeq and is a predicted model, not a curated record. Gene Ontology annotation, cellular component: membrane.